Clavispora lusitaniae ATCC 42720 is the source of this 525-nucleotide messenger RNA. The record is from RefSeq and is a predicted model, not a curated record. Lineage: Eukaryota; Fungi; Ascomycota; Pichiomycetes; Serinales; Metschnikowiaceae.
AUGCAUGUGACUGGCCAUUUGAAGGAUGUGAUGAAAGAAUCUGCUUCGAUUGCGUAUUCGUUUGCAAAACUGUUCAUGGUGAAGAACUAUCCCGAGAACAGAUUUUUCGAGGCUGCUGACAUCCACAUUCACUGUCCCGAUGGAGCGAUUCCAAAAGAUGGGCCAUCCGCAGGUAUCUCUUUCACGUCAUCUUUGAUUUCCUUGGCGGUCAACGAACCCUUGCCACCCACCAUUGCAAUGACAGGCGAAAUCACCCUUACAGGUAAAGUGUUGCCUGUUGGUGGAUUGAGGGAGAAGAUUUUAGGGGCCAAGAGAUACGGAUGCGACACGGUGAUUUUCCCCAAAGAUAUCGAAAACGAGUUGGAAGAGAUUCCAGACGAGGUCAAGAGCGGCGUGAAGUUCAUUCCUGUGCUGUGGUACUCUGACGUUUUCGAGGCGAUUUUCCCCAACGCAGACAAGAACAAAUUCUCCAGUGUAUGGAAGGAAGAAUUUGCCAAGCUAGACGAGAAGAAGAAGAAGAAAUAA